AUGCCCGUACCUCUCGUGUCUCCGAUCGCACCUGAUGCGCGCGCCUGCUGUUCGUUUCGGUGUUACAGUCGGCCAUAACAUUAUAAUAUUAUAUUAUUAUACUUGAAAUUACAAGGACGCAUUAUAGGUAUAAUAUAUUAUUAUCGUUUCAACGUUUGUUCGCCGCCGACGCCGUCAUGAGGAGAUCGAUCGUCGUCGUCACCGCCGGCCGUGGGCUGACGAUACUGUGGGUAUUCGCGACGGUCCAAGUUAUGUGCCUAGCUGUCGAUGAAGAGUCUGCUGAGGUGUACAGAGCGAUCAAUGAGAAUAAGGUAGGGAUGGUAACACAAAUGAUCACCAACAAAGGACUCGAAAGAGCGUCGAGACAGUGGCACAUUUCACCGCUUAGAGCGGCUGACAUGAAUCCGACGACGGACGAUGGUGGUGAUGACGAUGUCACCGCCACCGCCGCUGAGGAACAGAAACAACACUGCCACCCACGUCCACGUCCGCAUGCACUUGCUAACGUAGCACUGGAAGUAGACAAUGCCAGAACAGGUGAACGGCCAAUAGAGAUGUCACAGGCUAAGGAGGACCUGCCAGUUUUUCGGAACGUCGAGAGUCCAUCCACGAACUAUGAUGGUCAAGAGUUCGGAGACUAUCCCCGCAGCUCGAAAUCGGUUUCCGAACGUCCGAGGGUCAGACGCGUCAAGUCUCAGAAGAAAAGGCUGGAAGACUAGUCCGGUGGUCGUGUCCCGGGUGUAAAUUCCUAUGACCAACAAGUGGUUAUCAUUAUACGGAAUAAUCCUAUAUGAUGUUUUAAUAUAUAAUUAUAAAACACAAAAUAAAUCAAUAAAAAAAAUACCCUUCACAACUACUUUGAUACCUAUCUAAUAUAAUAUAUAAUAUUUUAACUUAGAACUCGACUUACACAAUCAAUACAUCCAGUAUUGGGCUUAUCUAGAUAAAUAAUAAGUGAUUGUUAUACUGUAUAAUAUUAUAUAUUAUACGAAUAACAAUCUGUAAUAUAAUGCAUAUAAAUUAGUUUAUUUUGUCUGUGAAAAGUAAAAUACAAAAAUAAUAAUGAAACAAUAA
Acyrthosiphon pisum (pea aphid) is the source of this 1074-nucleotide messenger RNA. RefSeq lists its product as uncharacterized. The coding region runs from base 177 to 719 and encodes 180 amino acids. NCBI's taxonomy places the organism in Eukaryota, Metazoa, Arthropoda, Insecta, Hemiptera, Aphididae. The transcript is spliced from 2 exons. The record is from RefSeq and is marked predicted.